This is a messenger RNA of Pelobates fuscus (common spadefoot toad), 1795 nucleotides long. Its product is annotated as diacylglycerol O-acyltransferase 2-like. The transcript has 8 exons. Gene Ontology annotation, cellular component: endoplasmic reticulum membrane. The record is from RefSeq and is a predicted model, not a curated record. Bases 196 to 1281 code for a protein of 361 amino acids. Lineage: Eukaryota; Metazoa; Chordata; Amphibia; Anura; Pelobatidae.
ACACUGUUGUUGACAACUACUCUGGUUAUAUUCUCUUCUCAUCCACAAAUGUAAUGAUUAAUGAUAAUGUCAGUGACAUACUACCUGAGUUUUACGACACCUCUACCUGCCUAAAUAUUUUACAUCUCCCAGCCAUCAGUGUACUUUAGGGAUCAGAUGUAAAGUUAUUACAGAAAACACACAGAAUCUGGAGCCAUGAAAACCAUUAUAGCUGCUUACUCCAAAGACCUUCGUGGGAGCAGGCUGAGUCUACGCCCUCUACUUCGCUCAAUAUCUGCUGCUUCAACAAUUCCACAACACCAUUUACGCACAUUUUUGCAGUUAUUUUCUGUUCUCCAAUGGAUCUUUUCCUUUCUAGUGAUGGGCCUGAUGUUCCUUGUUGUAUUUAUAUAUCUUUUCUUUACUUAUCUCUGGCCGAUCUCUGCUCUGUAUGUAAGCUGGCUUGUGUUAGACUGGGACAAACCCGAGACAGGGGGUCGACGCAGUUUGUGGGUGCGGAACUGGCCUAUUUGGAAUUAUUUUCGAGAUUACUUCCCCAUACAGUUGGUGAAGACUCACAACCUCCCUCCUGGGCGAAAUUAUAUAAUCGGAUCACAUCCUCAUGGCAUAUUGUGCAUUGGGGCAUUCUGUAACUUUGUUACUGAGUCUACUGGCUUUUCCCAAAAAUUCCCUGGAGUUCGUCCUUACUUGGCGACAUUGGCAGGAAACUUCCGAUUGCCCAUUCUACGCGAGUAUAUGAUGAGCGGAGGACUCUGCCCGGUGAAUCGAAAGUCUAUUGGUUAUGUGUUGUCACAGAAUGGCCGUGGUAAUGCAGUGGUGAUUGUAGUAGGAGGAGCAUCAGAAUCCUUGUCCUGUCAGCCUGGGGUCACCACCCUCAUCUUGAGUAGGAGGCGAGGGUUUGUGAAAUUGGCACUUGAGAAUGGGGCAGACCUGGUUCCUUCCUUUUCGUUUGGCGAGAAUGACCUGUACCAGCAAAUAAAUUUCUCAGAGGGCAGUUUACUCCGAGCUGCCCAGUGCAAAUUCCAGAAACUUUUUGGUUUUGCUCCGUGUUUUUUUUAUGGUCGUGCCCUGACUUCCUGUCAAUCCAAGGGUUUUAUACCAUACUCCCAUCCAAUCACCACAGUUAUCGGAGAACCGGUGACUGUUCCCCAGAUAAAGGACCCUAGUGCAGAGACGGUGGAUCUAUACCAUGAAUUGUACAAACGUUCUCUCCUCAAACUAUUCCAUGAACACAAGACAAAAUAUGGACUGGCAGAGGGCACUGAGCUACGAAUCUUGUGAAAAUGUGUUGAGAAGCUCACGGAAAGAGAAAUGCAGAACAUGGAAAGGCCUGGUACCUGGACACCUGUUGGAUUGAGAAUAAUUAUGAAAAUUAUUGGAACACAAUGACAGCUUCAGAGGACUGAUUGAUCAUACAUAACAUUCCUGGGAUGCUGAUAUUUUAAUUGAUGAUCUGUACAUUAUAGACAGACUAACGUGUGGGCAUUAAUACUUUAAAAACUCAUCCCAUUUUUGUCUUUUGAGAGCUACCAAUACUAUAUUCUUAAUUAAAUACACAUUGUCUUGUGUGUUCAGAGACACACUCCUCUGAGAUACAGAUGUAAACCGCUAUGAUCUACAUUGUGUGCUAUAUCAUACUCGUUACCAGAUAAAUCUAAAAAUUAAAAUACCGUUUUCUUUAUGCGGACAGCAUCUGAUGAUCACUCUCAGCAAUGAAUAAAACUUUGUACAUAGAAAUUGUACAUUAUUGAUUUAAAUUAAUUAAAUCAAGGCCAUAGUUGGCUACUGAGACCAU